Messenger RNA from Rhopalosiphum padi (bird cherry-oat aphid), 426 nucleotides. RefSeq lists its product as uncharacterized. The transcript is spliced from 2 exons. The annotation marks the transcript as partial. Gene Ontology annotation, molecular function: protein dimerization activity. NCBI's taxonomy places the organism in Eukaryota, Metazoa, Arthropoda, Insecta, Hemiptera, Aphididae. The record is from RefSeq and is a predicted model, not a curated record.
AUGAUUUUAAAAAACUCAGAACGAGGAAAAACAAAAGAAUUAUUAUUUAGUAAGAGCUUAAAAGAAUUGAUUAUUGGAAUGGAAUUCCCAGAUAAUCAAUCUAAUAAAUCAUCUGAUAUUAACUCUGAAGAGGAUUCAUUGGAAGACGAACCGCUAAAUACUAUGAGUGAACCAAAACAGAACAUAACACUUGCAAGUAUAAUAAAUGUUCUCUCAAGUUUUGACAUUAUGAGUGCCUUUCCAAAUUUGUAUUGUGCUUAUAAAGCAUUAUGUACAAUUCCAGCCUCGUUACCCUCAGCUGAAAGAAGCUUUUCAAAGGUUAAAUUGAUCAAAAUUAAACUUAGGUCGAAAAUGUCCCAACAAAGGUUUGAGAGUUUGAUGUUGAUAUCUUGUGAAAGAGACAUACCAAUCGAUAUUAAUGAAAUU